This is a messenger RNA of Aquila chrysaetos chrysaetos, 3144 nucleotides long. RefSeq names its product transforming acidic coiled-coil containing protein 3 (gene TACC3). Gene Ontology annotation, biological process: cerebral cortex development; cell population proliferation; mitotic spindle organization. Lineage: Eukaryota; Metazoa; Chordata; Aves; Accipitriformes; Accipitridae. The record is from RefSeq and is a predicted model, not a curated record. Gene Ontology annotation, cellular component: cytoplasm. The transcript is spliced from 15 exons. Bases 303 to 3032 code for a protein of 909 amino acids.
AAAGGAUGGGUUAGUUAGUAAGGUUAUUAUGUUAACAGUGGGAAGUGUAGUAUCAACAAUCAACUUCCUGGACCCCUAACAAAAGCAGAGGGGUUGUGCAGUGCUGCACUUAGAUGCUUUCAGGGUCUUCUGAGAUCUAACUUUUCAUGUGAACAUUUUCAAUACUUUUAAAACUUCUUUUGAAGCUGUUAAUCUUUGCUAGCCAGCGCCAGGCUUCCAGCUUCUUCGAUUAUCUGCAAGUGCAUCUGGCUGACCACACCCUCUCAUUCAUGCUGCGAUGUUGUAUGUGUUGAUAUUCUAGAAUGAGUCUGCAGAUUUUAAAUGCAGAAAAUGGAGAAAACGGAGGAAACAUCAAUGAUGAUCUAACAGCGGAAGACUCUGGCUUUUUCUUUGCACCACCAGAACCUACAGGGAGACCUUCCAUUCUACGCCUGUCCCAGAAAGAAAACUUGCCACCAAAAAGUGUGGCAAAAGCUAUGAAGGUAACCUUUCAAACUCCUCUAAGAGAUCCUCAGACUCGAAAAAUCUUAAGUCCUACUAUGACGGACAAACUCGAGACUACUUUCACGCUUGACGAUUGCAGUGAAGCCUUGGUGGACGAUCUUUUAUCUGCACCUGUCAGUGUUGACACAUGUCAACAAAAGACUGAAGCUGAAGCAAACGAUACAGUGAUAAAUACACAAAUGCCAGAGAAAGUCGGCACGGCUCCUUACCCAGAUGAUGAGAUGCCAGUGAAGAGUCGAGGUUCCUACAAUCUUGAUUUUGAUAACUUAAAUGACAUCAAUCCCUUUCAAAGUUCAGCGCAGUUGCAGCAUUCUCCUGGAAAUCUGCAAAAGUCUCCUGUAAGAGUAUCUAGCAGCCCUGAGAAAACUUCUGAAAAAAGUAAUGAUUCUUUUCUGGAUGAUACAGCUCCUUUUGCUUCAACCACAGCAAGUACAGAGCGCUCAAGUGAAGAGCAGAAGACUCUUUUCUCUGGAAAAGAAUCUGUAUUGAGAGAGCUGGAGUCUAACAAAUCGAAGCUGUCCCCUGAGCAAGCAAUCAGUGACUGUGUUCAGGAUGUGAAGUCUGCUUCCACAGAUGUGAGCCAAAUUGGUAAUUCAGUGGGAUUAGCAGAAGCACCUACACCUCCUGUACAGUUAUCUGGCAACUUAGGUCCCAGUAGUUCUGAUGUAACUAAUUCUUCUAAAACCAGGGAAUUGAAGCUUCAGAAUGUUUCAGUAGCAGAAGAAGCCUCUGUUGAAGGGUCAAAGCCUGCAGAAGAGCUGGCUAUCUCCAAAGGGGAACCUGCAGAAAAGCCUGGUGUCACCAAGGCUGGACCAGUAAAACUGGAAUUUGACUUUGAUAAUACCACUGCUAGAAAGCCACCUCCUAAGAAACUAGGUAAAAGAACUGGAAUUAAGCCACCUUCCAAAAAAAUCCCUAUUACCAAAACAAAAACAGAGAAUACUGAAGUGCAAAAUAAAAGUAAUGUGGAAGAUGAAAUCCCUGUUCCCAAAGCAUCUUAUAAGUUUGACUGGGAGAAACUUGAUGAUCCAAACUUUAAUCCGUUUGGAGGAGGCUCUAAAAUUUCUAGCUCACCCAAGUCUUCUAAACCUAGCCCUCAGAAAGCUCACCUGCAAGAGGAGCAGGAUAAUACCUCAUCAAGAAGGGAGCCUCUUCCGGUGGAGCAGGAUAACAGAGCAAGUACCUGUGAAACUCCUGAGAAGAGAGAACCCAGAAAUCUGGAAGCCAGCAAACAGAAUGUGGUAGACAAGUCAAGAACUCAAGAAGCUAAGCCAGGAGUUCAAGCAGAAGCUGAACUUCCAGGAGAGAUAGCCAUGGAGACGCAAAUGAGGCCAUCUAAAAUGUCUCCAGCUAAUGUCCCCUCUCAAGAUAAUUUGGUUUCUGCUGACAGUGGAAAAAAGUCAAUGUCUGCAGAAGAAAUUAAACCUAGUUCCCACAGAACUGAAAUAAUAGCAAAUGAGCAGACAGCUAGCACUGAACCUGAAGAGCUCUUCAGACCAUCAUCAGAAGUUCUAGGAAUGGGCAUAGAAAUAGACUAUCUUGAACAGUUUGGGACUUCAUCAUUCAAAGAGUCUGCCUUGAGGAAACAGUCGCUGUAUUUGAAGUUUGACCCUCUGUUGAGAGACAGUCCAAGAAAACCAAUUUCUGGUACUGUUGAAACGACUAUGAAUAUCAUGACAGCUCCACUUCAGUGUGGUCCUGUUGCUGAUGUAAGUAAAUUGCUUGAGGAAGCUGAAAAGCCUGCAGUGAAUCUUCAAAAUGAAGAGAAACCAAAAGGACUAGAUCUUCUCGGAACAUUUACAACUUCUGACACAGAUCCCCUAAUUCCAGACUCCCUGACUAGUGAUGUUCCUUUUGCUGCUUCCACAAACACUGCAGUGGAUGCUAUUAUAGAUGUGCUAAAAUACAGCCAAAAAGACAUGGAUGCAGCUAUUGAACUGGUUAAAAGAGAGGUUCAAGAGAAACAGUUGGAGACUGAGGAAUGGAAAAAGAAGUAUAAUAAGCUUCAUAUGGAAUACAAGGAAAUGGGAAAAAUAGUUGCUGAAUUUGAAGGUACAAUAACACAAAUGAUGGAGGAUGCUCAGAAGCAGAAGGAAUUUUCAAAGAGAGAAAUGCAGAGGGUGGUGGAAGAGAAGCAACAAGUUAUUUCAGAUCUGAACUCUAUGGAGAAAUCUUUCUCUGAACUCUUCAAACGACUUGAAAAACAGAAGGAAGUGCUAGAGGGUUACCACAAAAAUGAAGAAGCUCUGAAAAAAUGUGUUGAAGAAUACCUGGCUAGAAUUAAAAAAGAGGAGCAGAGAUAUCAGACGCUAAAGGCACAUGCUGAAGAAAAGCUGCAUCAAGCAAAUGAGGAAAUUGCCCAGGUGCGAAGCAAAGCUAAAUCAGAGACUGCAGCACUACAAGCCAGUCUCCGCAAAGAACAAAUGAGGAUCCAGUCUUUAGAAAAGAGCCUUGAACAAAAGACUAAAGAAAAUGAUGAACUAACGAAAAUCUGUGAUGACUUGAUCCUGAAGAUGGAAAAAAUUUGAUAGCUUAACUGUCUUGUAAAUAUGUCUAGUCUCUCUGACUUCCUGUCUUCUGUGUGUUCACUCACUUUUUUUAAUUAUGUAUGUUGGGAAAAAAUAAAACUCUUGAUUUGCA